ACCCUCUUCAUCUCUCUCUAUAGUUUACUUUUCCUUACACCCAAUUGCCUUCUCUUUCUCUUCUUCAACUUUCACACAAACACUGCAUGCGUCUUUGACUACAACUUCUUCAAUUUCCAACUUUCUUGUUUACCCACUAUCCCUACCUUGGUGUUUUUUGUUUUGGUGUGCAUCCAUCUCUUUAUUUAUUGAGUUAGUUUCACUGUCUUUUGACACCAUUUUUUCAUCUGGGUGUUUUUUGGAGUUGUUGUUCUUGUUGUUGUUGUUUAACUUGGCUUUGUGAGAGAAGAUGGUUGGUGCUCUAUCUGUUGUGGGUUCAUCAGUGUUGGACUCUCACACUGGUCCAUGUUUGUGUGUGGAUGCUCUUCCCACAACUAGUGUCAAUCUAAGGAGUGGUGGAGAUGUUGUUUUGUGGAAGAAUUUGAUGGGAAAGAAGCACUUGUUGAGGCGUGGAACUAUGGAGUUGAACAGUUCCUUCACUGAUCCUGGAAGGGGGUGGAGGCUCUGUGUUAGCAGAAGUUGCAAGAAGCAGCGCAGGGAUAGGAGAUUCACCAUUGUCAAUGAGCUUGGUGGCCAGUAUGAUGACAACUUUGAAGAUGUUAAAACGCAAAUGCUCAACUAUUUCACGUACAAAGCUGUGAGGACCGUUCUUCAGCAGUUGUAUGAGAUGAAUCCACCUAAAUAUACAUGGUUCUAUAAUUUUGUUGCAUCAAACAAACCAGCAGAUGGGAAACGUUUUAUCCGGUCCCUUGGAAAGGAGCACCAAGAGCUUGCUGAAAGGGUGAUGGUAACUCGGCUUCACCUUUAUGGUAAAUGGGUCAAGAAAUGUAAUCAUGCUGAGAUAUAUCAAGAAAUCUCUGAUGAAAACUUGGAGUUAAUGAGGGAACGGCUCAUGGAGACAGUAAUAUGGCCCUCAGAUGACACAAACAUAGAAACAAUUGGCUAAUAAUUCAAGAUCAUUCAUCUCAAAUUUGCCCUUUCUGUCUUCAACCUCUUCCUAGUCUAGGUAUAUUUUUGGUUCAAUACCAAUCUGUUUUGUUUCCAAAAGUGCCAUUUAUGUAAUACAAAUUCUCAGUUUUACGUUAUGUAAAUUGUGUAUAUAUCUAUACUUUUUUAAAUACAUAAUCCAUUAUUUCGA
Gastrolobium bilobum is the source of this 1138-nucleotide messenger RNA. Its product is annotated as chaperonin-like RbcX protein 2, chloroplastic. The record is from RefSeq and is a predicted model, not a curated record. Gene Ontology annotation, molecular function: protein folding chaperone. The transcript is spliced from 5 exons. Gene Ontology annotation, biological process: ribulose bisphosphate carboxylase complex assembly. NCBI's taxonomy places the organism in Eukaryota, Viridiplantae, Streptophyta, Magnoliopsida, Fabales, Fabaceae. Bases 290 to 946 code for a protein of 218 amino acids.